Lactuca virosa is the source of this 3163-nucleotide messenger RNA. The record is from the annotation of a GenBank genome assembly. NCBI's taxonomy places the organism in Eukaryota, Viridiplantae, Streptophyta, Magnoliopsida, Asterales, Asteraceae.
UCUCCAAUCUCCACAUCUAAUCAGUUUCCUCUCAUCAACAUUUUCCAAUUUCAGGAAUCAAAGGUGUGUUCCAAACGUGUUUUUAUGUUUUUCAAUACAAUUUUACGUAUACGGCUUAGGUUUUUUCAGACCGAUGGUAGAUAAUCCCGAUUCAAUUGCAAAUUUGCAAUGCAUGUAAUUUCUUAGAUUUAGGGAUGAAGUUUGAAUACGAUUAAAGAUGUAAAUGACGCUCUAGAGGAACCAAAACCAGUUUUGUAUGGUAUAGAUCGUAAUCCUACAUGCAUAUAAUGUAAACACAAUAGCAUAUUCGCAUGAGCUAUAAGUGAAGAACCUUGAUUUUUAUCUAUCUUCUGGUAUAUAUAUACAUAUAUCUGUAUGUAUAUCUAGACAUCUCUGUUUAUUGAAUGGAUAAAAACGCUUCAUGUCCACCGUCACAAUCACAACCACCGCCGCCUAAAAAUCAAAAGCUACGUCGUUUCAAUGUGUGUGAGGAUGAUACACCGACUACCGCAUCUCCUACAGCAUCAACAUCAUCGAGCGCACAUUAUGAGUCGGAAAAGCAACAACAACCUAUCGCCACUCUUACCAGAAGCGCGGAAUAUCGUUCUCAAAAAAGCUCGACUGAUUCACCUCAAUGCUCUUCUCUUCAAUACUCAGACACGCUUUUCGAUUCACCACACACUCAAAUACAAUCCAUUGGUUCUCGGAAAAAGCCCUUGAAUGUUCUACUCUUACACGGGAAUCUAACUAUUUGGGUUCACGAAGCAAAAGACCUUCCAAGCAUGGACAUGUUCAACACCAGUGAUCCGUAUGUCACGAUUGCUAUAGGAAAUGCAGUUAUUGGAAAAACAUACGUGAUUAAGAACAUCGAAAACCCUAUCUGGAAUCAACGAUUUGAUGUUCAUGUCGCACAUUAUGCUUCUGAAGUUCACUUCCUCGUGAAAGACAGUGAUACAGUCGGAUCUCAACUUAUAGGAGUUGUAGCAAUCCCAGUUAAAGAUAUAUAUUCCGGAUCCAAAAUUGAAGGAUUCUUUCCAUUGAGGAACACAAACGGGAAACCUUUCAAGAAAGAAGCUUCUUUAAAACUUGCAAUGCAGUAUGAACAGAUUGAAAAAUUGAGCUCAUAUAACAAUGGAGUUGGAGCUGGCCUUAAAUAUAUUGGGGUUCCAGGUACUUAUUUUCCAUUGAGAAAAGGCGGGAAAGUUACUCUGUAUCAAGAUGCACAUGUACCUGAUAAUAGCCUUCCAUGUAGUGAGCUUGAUGGUGGCAUGCAUUAUGUUCAUGGGACAUGUUGGAUUGACAUAUUUAAUGCAAUUCAAAAUGCUAAACGUCUUGUUUAUAUCACUGGAUGGUCUGUAUGGCAUGAAGUCAAACUUGUUCGUGAGGCAGUCAAUGCACCAAAACACACACUUGGUGAUCUUCUUAAAAUAAAAUCACUUGAAGGUGUUAAAGUUUUGCUUCUUGUUUGGGAUGAUCCUACUUCAAGAAACAUCAUGGGCUACAAAGUGGAUGGAUUGAUGGCUACACAUGAUGAAGAGACACGCCGUUUUUUUAAGAACUCUUCAGUGCAAGUGAUGCUUUGUGCUCGUAUGGCUGGGAAGAAACAUAGCUGGGCUAAGAAGCAGGAAGUUGGAACUAUCUAUACACACCACCAGAAAACCGUAAUUGUAGAUGCUGAUGCUAAAAACGGUAAAAGAAAAAUUAUAUCUUUCAUUGGAGGACUUGAUCUAUGUAAUGGUCGAUACGAUAAUCCAAAGCAUCCAAUAUUUAAAACCCUAGACACAAUACAUGCAGACGACUUUCAUAAUCCUACUUUCACGGGUAAUAAUCUUGCGGGUUGUCCUAGAGAACCAUGGCAUGAUUUGCAUAGUAAAAUUGAUGGUCCAGCUGCAUAUGAUAUUAUCAAAAACUUUGAGGAGAGAUGGCUAAAGGCUUCAAAAGCUAGUGGUGUAAAAAAAUUGAAGGCUUUGUAUGAUGAUGCUUUAGUCAAAAUAGACACUAUGCCAGAAUUUUUAACCGUUAAUGAUGAACCUUGCCUUAGUGAUCAGGACCCUGAAGGUUGGCAUGUUCAGAUUUUUCGUUCUAUUGAUUCAAAUUCGGUUAAAGGGUUCCCAAAAGAUCCAAAAGAAGCUACAACCAAGAAUUUGUUUUGUGGGAAGAAUGUGCUUAUUGAUAUGAGCAUACAUUCUGCAUAUGUAACGGCUAUUCGUGGUGCCCAACAUUUCAUCUAUAUUGAGAACCAGUACUUUAUUGGAUCAUCCUAUAAUUGGAGUAAUUAUAAAGAUUUGGGUGCUAAUAAUUUGAUUCCGAUGGAGAUUGCUCUUAAGAUUGCUAAUAAAAUCAGAGCACAUGAAAGAUUUGCUGUGUAUAUCGUCAUCCCUAUGUGGCCAGAGGGUGUCCCCACAGGUUCCGCUACACAAAGAAUUCUAUUUUGGCAGAACAAAACAAUGCAAAUGAUGUAUGAGACAAUCUACAAAGCUUUGUUGGAUGUUGGACUAGAGGAAGCAGAGUCACCACAAGACUAUUUGAACUUUUUCUGUCUUGGCAACCGCGAAAACACCAUCCCUAAUCCUAAGACCGAUUUGCCUAAUGACAAUACUCCUGAGGGGUUGAGUCGUAAGAACGGGCGAUUCAUGAUCUAUGUACAUUCAAAAGGAAUGAUAGUAGACGAUGAGUAUGUGAUUAUCGGAUCUGCAAACAUCAAUCAACGAUCAAUGGAAGGAAAUCGAGACACAGAGAUUGCAAUGGGAGCUUACCAACCUCAUAAUACAUGGGGAAGAAAACACAUGGAUCCACGAGGACAGGUUUACGGAUAUCGAAUGUCGCUAUGGGCCGAGCAUCUUGGGACGAUUGAUGAGAAGUUCAAGCAUCCAGAAUCUGUUGAGUGUGUAAGACAGGUUAGAUCAAUGGCAGAAGCAAACUGGGCGAAAUUUGCGUCUAAUGAGAGAUGCGAGAUGAAAGGUCAUUUGUUGAAGUAUCCUGUUCGCGUUGAACGAUCGGGAAAGGUGAGAUCUCUUGAUGAAACUCUUGAGUUCCUGGAUGUUGGUGGCCAAAUUGUUGGGUCUUUUUCGGGAAUUCAAGAGAAUUUGACUAUCUGACUAUCAAAGUUAGGAGGGGCAUUUCCAACCCAAAUUUUUGUUGUAAAAACGAACGUAAAUUUGUU